AUGAAAUAUUAUUAUCAAUUUAAAGCUAUCAUUACAGGAGCAAAAGCAGUAGGUAAAAAAACUAUUCUCAAAUCAUUGGACUCUAAUACUGAUCUCAGAACUAUUUAAUUACAUGAUAAAAUUUAAGAAACACUCUUUGUCUAUGAAUUCUAAAAAGAUGAAUCCUAUAUACCAGAUGCUCUUUGCUUUUUAAUUGUAUGUGAUUAAUCAUCAUAGUCCAUCUAAUUUGCCAAAUCUAAGUAUAAUUUUUUAUAUAUAUACAUAGAAUUCAAAUAAUACUUAAAUAACUGAAUCGUUCCUAUUAAUUUCUUGUACUUAUCAAUAACAAAUAAGAUUCCCAACUACUUCUUUAAGAUGAGUUAGAAAAUUAUUGUGCUUAAAAUCAAAUCAAUUUUAUUGCUACUAGUGCUAAACUUGGAACUAAUAUUGUUCUUCUUCAAAACCUUCUCAGAAUUAAAGCAUAAUUGAUCAUGAAAAAGUGUCAAAUCUUGCCAUUCCCUCUAGAAUCAAAUAGAGAAUAAGAAUUUAAAAGCAUCAAUCAUCAAAUUAAAUAAGCAACACCCGAUAGACCUUUACCAUAAACACCUUAAUCCUCUGGAAAUAAAGAAAACUAAUCUGAUUAUAAAAGUAUUAAGAGUGAAACUGUUGAAAGCUUUAGGGCAUUUGAAUUAAUUCAAGAUAAAUCAAAUUAUCAAAAUGAUACCACUAAUAUACUAACAUCAACUACCUCAUAUUAGAAUUCUUAAAUAUAAAAUUCAUAAGUAUUACCAAGUACUAAAAGAGCCUAUCUUGAUUUAAAUAGUAGUUGCAGAUUAAGAUCACCAUCACCAAUUUCAAAAAAACUUAUAUGUUUAGAAAUUGAAUACAAUAAGUAAUUUAAAUACAAUUAUCUUAGUUAGAUAUUUAAGGUUGAUAUAUAUUUUGAUGAUUCCUAUCCUUUGAUAAUUGAAAGAAUCUGUUCUAUUAUGUAAAAGAAAGUUAAAUAAACAAUCAAAAAAUCAUUGAUGUUCCUUAUUGAAACUCAUGUUAAUUAAUUUAUGCAAAAAUUGACUCAAUAAUUUUAAGAAAAAAGAUGUAAAAGUAUUUAUUAUUAUCAUCAAGAUUUGAGAGUAAAAGAAUGUUAUGAGAAAUUUAUUUCUAUGAAUAAUCAAUAAAUUCUUACAUCGAGAUCUAAUAUUGGAAUAAUUGUUCUUCUAAUAUAAUAAAAGAUUAUUAGAAUUCCAGUUUAUGAAAAUGAUGAACCUUAUGAUUUAGCAUUCAAUUCAAUAGUUUAAUACAAAUUGAAAAAGAGUUGCAUAAGUGCUUUAGUUUAAAAGAUUAAGUUGUUAUAAACUGAAAAGAAUAUCUUAAUUCUAGGAUUUUUUGAUAUAACACCUCAUGAAUUCAUUGCAUAUCAAGGAGAAAACAUUUAAAAGUAAACUAAUAAAUUAAUUAAUCUUAGAAAACUAUUUCAAUUUUUUAUGUAAUUUAAAUUGGAUUAUGAAUAUUAUAGGCUUCUCUAAUAAAUAUAAUGA
Molecule: messenger RNA, 1514 nt
Organism: Paramecium sonneborni
Lineage: Eukaryota; Ciliophora; Oligohymenophorea; Peniculida; Parameciidae
Source: the annotation of a GenBank genome assembly